UAUCGUGCUGGCCAAGUCAGUAGACGUUAAAAGCUUGCCACGCGCGGUUGUCAGUUAUGGCGUAAAUGGAAAAUAACAACAACAACCAUCGCAGCAAGGAAUAAGAAGCAGAAAUCCUGGCACUAACGGCACGCCGACUCUCCGUUUACCUGUGUCUGUGUGUGUGUGUACUCUGUGUUUUUUUCCGGCUGCGCCGUGUAAACAAAAAUAACUUUGCUUGUUGUGUCUGGGUGUGUGUGUGUGUGAGUGUGCUCUGGUGGUGGUUUACAACCCCCAACAACAAAAACAACUACAAAGCUCGAGUGGCAAGGGCAAAUCCAGCAAAAGUUUUUGGGGUUGCAGACAGUUGGCAAACAAGCUGCGAAUUCUUGUUUAAAUACCCAUAAAUAUUCAACAAAAAAAUAAAAAACGAUAAAGGAUAUACGUAUAUCAAAUAUUGAGCAUCCAAUAUGAGCGAUGCAGGCGCAUCCAAUGGCCACGGUGGCUAUCAAAAGUUGCCGCCCGGCUGGGACUGUAAAUAUGAUCAGGCGACGGGCAACUGCUAUUAUAUAAACUAUCUGACCAAGGCCAUGCAGCUGGAGGAUCCGCGUGGAGGACGCAAUUACAAGCAGUUGCAAAACGAACGCUGCUCGACAGAGUCCAUUGCGCUGCAGCCCAUGACACAGAGCUCGCACCACAGCUCCCCCUUCCACGUCGUGUAUCCCAGCAACAAUUUAACGGCCGUGCGCGCUUUCCAGGAGCGUGAGCAACGUCAGCAGCCCGCAUUGCACAAUUUAUCAACGAGCCCGCUGCUCUCCGCAUCCUCUCGAGGACAACUGGAAAUGUCCUCGCCAUUGCCAUUCCAGCGUGCUCGCUUGGCCUCCAACAUGUCGCGUCGUUCCACCAUCCAGGAGACCUCGUUUAGCCAUCAUAGCGAUACAAAUGUUGUGGUAACCAAGAUACAAAACAUGUUUCCGACUGCCGAUGAGAAUCACAUCCGAUUGCUGUUGAAGCGCUACUAUAAUCGCGAGGCUGUCGUCAUCAGCGCCUUGCAGGUGGAGAAGCAUCCGGUGACGAUGCCGGGUCCAUUUGUUACCCCGCCCGCUCAGCGUCAUUUGUUCCACAGCAAUUCUGCUUUCUAUAUGACACCACCGGCGCGUCGCCUGGACAUGGGCGCCAGCCGGGUCACAGUCGCAUCCCGCACGGCGAGUCCCCUGCCCGGCGGCCGUAUCGGUAGUCUCAUGAGCAUGCAAAGUAGCCCUCAUCCUGGACAAGUUGCAGCUGCUGCUGUGGGUGUUGCACCACCAGCACUACACGGUUCACCACAGUGGCGCAGUUCGCCCAAGCCACAUUCGUCGCCCAAAAUGAAAUUGAGAUAUAUGAAAAACAUAUUUCCCAAGGCGGACGAGAUGCUGCUGUUGGAUACCUUGGCCAAUGCGGAUAACAAUGUGCAGUACGCCUCGGAGAAGCUCAUAUCCUUGGGUUACAUUAAAAGAGACGUGCAACAACCACACAGACCCAACAAUCGCCCACCACAGCUGGGACAGGAUCAGGAACAAGGGAACGAUCAAGGCGUGCAGCACAUUCCACUGCGUCCCAAGGAGUACACGGCAGAGGAGAAGAAAGACAUGGAAGCCAUGUUCAAGGAAAAGUAUCCCCAGAUUCCAGAGCGCAUUAUUUUGAUGGCUCUCGAAUCGGUCAAUUAUGCAGAGGAUCGUGCCACGCAAAUCUUACAGAUUGUCCAGGACGAGGACGAGCAGCGCAAUAAAAAGCAUGCCACAGCCAGGGGCAUGCAACAAGAGAGCUGCAAGACGCUGGCGGUGGAGCAGGUGGAAGGAUCUGUGCCACAGAGCAAUAAGCCACAUAAGGUACAUCGCCAUUUGCCAUCCAUCAAUGUCACGACACCCACAACGGCCACCACACAGGUUAUCCUUAGUAAUUCACCCCUGGAGGAGCAGCAACAGCAACAACAACGGGAACAACAACAGCAGCAGGAACAGGAGCUAAAAACCACAUCACCAUCAAUUGCAUCAUCACAUUCAUAUGUCUCACCAGCACAGUCACCACAUCUUCCUUGCUAUGAACGUUUGACCACCAAAAGUAUCCUGGCACGUUCAUCCUUCAACAACAACAACAGCAAGUACAACAAUUACAACAACAACAACUACAGCAUCAAUGGCUAUUUGCAUGGCUCGAAUAGCAAUUCCUCCUAUUCCUCCUACACAACAUCAAUGGCGUCCUCAUCUUUGGCAUCCGCCUCGGCCAGCUCCAUAACGAAGGCAAUCGAGUGUCGUUCGCGCGCCAAAACUGAUUCACUGAAACAGCGUCAGCUUUCAGCGCAUUUGGAGAACUCUCACAUUUCGGAAUCCGCCGAAUUUCAGUCGCUUAUCGAACGCAUGGCCACUUUGGGGCCCAAUUCUCAGUUGACCAAAGGCGCCGACGAGAAUCUAUUGCUUGCUGAUUACGUCACUUGGAAUGGCCCGAACACAGCGCUGACCCAGAAACAAUCCCCUCAAGGAGCCGAUGUCAAUUUGUUGGCAGCUGAACGUAGUUAUAAGCCAACUGGACGGAAUGAGAAGCUCUGCAAAGGCGCCAAAAAGGACUUGGCCAAGGGCAGCAUCUAUGCGAAAAUUAAAUGUAAUUAGAAAAUAGGAUAACAAGCGAUGUCCCUGCGAGUGCCAAAACCAUUAAAUUAGAAGCUGCCCUCCAGUAAACCAGACUUAACUUUUACAUGUCGUAACGCAUUUUGCUCCAAGUGUUUCCCAAAACAAACAAAACAAAAAAUACAUAUAUGUACUCGUAUAAUCGCUAAUAUUUAAGUAUACUCUUGCACAUCCACACACAUUCACAUAUUCCAUCCAAUCUCUAAUUAAUUAUUUUGGUGGUCGUAUUAACAACAUUUUUUAUAGACAAACUUUGCAGCUUGAAAUAUAAAUCGAUAUUUAAAACUAA
Drosophila innubila is the source of this 2931-nucleotide messenger RNA. Its product is annotated as nuclear transcription factor Y subunit beta. Lineage: Eukaryota; Metazoa; Arthropoda; Insecta; Diptera; Drosophilidae. The transcript has 10 exons. Gene Ontology annotation, biological process: cell migration; regulation of DNA-templated transcription; regulation of hippo signaling. The record is from RefSeq and is a predicted model, not a curated record. Gene Ontology annotation, molecular function: molecular adaptor activity; kinase binding; ubiquitin binding. Bases 450 to 2624 code for a protein of 724 amino acids. Gene Ontology annotation, cellular component: cytoplasm.